Mercenaria mercenaria is the source of this 8748-nucleotide messenger RNA. RefSeq lists its product as uncharacterized. The coding region runs from base 418 to 3927 and encodes 1169 amino acids. Gene Ontology annotation, molecular function: DNA binding. The record is from RefSeq and is a predicted model, not a curated record. NCBI's taxonomy places the organism in Eukaryota, Metazoa, Mollusca, Bivalvia, Venerida, Veneridae. Gene Ontology annotation, biological process: regulation of DNA-templated transcription. The transcript is spliced from 6 exons.
UAGGGAUAGCUGAUAACAUUGAUGCAAAGUAGACAUAUUUUGUGUGGAUUUAAAGUUUAAAUGUGUAGAGAUUUUGGGAUAGAUUUGGGGUGAGAUAAAGCUGACCACUUCAUGGUUCAGUGGUCAAACUGAACUGACCAAAGUCACAAGUGUAUGUUAUGUGUGAACAACUGACAGUGCUUUUUCAUUAGUGUGUACAAAACUGAUUGAAUGAAAAGACAUUAGUCUGUGUAUAUUUUACAGUGUACAGUGGAAAGGAUAUUUAAACCUUUUGAGAUUUUAGUUUGAUUUGUUUUACAAAAGAGAAAUAUGUAGGAAAUUUUAUCAGAAGUUUUAUGUCAGUUGAGCUGUGUGCCUCAAAACAAAACAAUCGAAGUACAUUGUUGGCUACUUGGAAAUUUGUAAAUAUAAUGUAAAAUGUUGUACAGCAUUGUGAGUCCCGACUCUACACAGACGGACACGGAAAAACAGGAUGUUAUUGAUGCCAAGAAAAAUAUAAAUGGAUGUGAUAAACUCAAAGAACUGAUACACAACAAUGAAGAUCAGUUUGAAUUUUGUAAACCUAAUACUACAUCAUUCAGUACGUACCGUGAUCGGACCAGGGAAUCUCAUUCCGUCACGAGCAGCCCGUGCAAACCAAGACUGACUGUUGAUGUGUCUAAGUUCAACCGCAUUGGAACGUGUAAAUCCGUAAAGAGGUCCAGGGAUUACGAUAGUCCAGUGUCAACUUUAGAAGAGCUGAUGGAGUACCGUGAGGCCCCGGCAAGCCCGUCGGCAUCGUCUGUAACAACGACGUUGUCGCUAGAGAAUUGCGGGUCACCGGGGACACCAAACUCCCCGCCCCCGCAGGAACCUCAGGAGAUGGAUGAUGAACGACUGCCCAAUGAACUGCUUGAUGAGCUGUGUGAGGAUAUUGGUAUGAAGGAGGGGAUGGAGUUGGAUUUUGUCGAGUUCUUAAUGGAACAAGAUAUGGGAGAUCCUCAACAAUACAUGACUCCCGAGGCACUCCGCUCUUCCGGCUUUCCAACUCCGACCAACCAGUCACAGGCUAAUAGUGCUUUAAAUACACCAACUAACAAAAGUACAAGUGAUAGUAACUGGGGAAAUAGGAACUGUGGCUCCCCGUCAUAUUCAAUUGCCUCAAGUACAAAUGUAACUAUAGCAACGUCAAGUGGUUCUAGUAGCCCGGUGAGCAAGAGAUUUCAUAUGUCAAAUUCUGGGCCACCAAGCCCGCCACCAUUGACUCAUAUGAGCAGUAACCAUGUGUUUAAAGCACCUCAGACUCCUCCUACUCCACGGAGACCGAUACCAACAUCACAAGGUGCCAUGUCUCCCAGAUCAAACCUGUCUGUAAGCUCAAACCAAAGUUCCCAUAGUGAUCACAGUAGUCAUAGCAACCAUUCUAGUGUACAUAGCAACAAUAAUCAAAAUGUGCCACAAAGGUGUUAUUCACCCCGAACUGUUGGUGGUGGUGCACCAUCUCCACAGAUGCCUCAUAGUACUACUGGUGUUCAGGGGUAUAAUAAGCCACCUCCUCAGUAUGGGCAAUAUCAAGGUCAAAAUCAAGGUCAUAGUGCACAGAAGACACCUAUGGCUCAGCAGUACCAGCGACUCGGUAGACCGGUUCCACCAAAUGUUAAUGUGCAAAAUUUUCAACCGCAGCAGCAAAACAAAUAUAUGUCACCUGCUGCUAGCCAAGGAAACAUGGCAAACCAGUCUUGUGCUAUGAAUAAUUCUGGUAACCUUGGCAACAUGAAUAUGCAAGGUCAAACAAUGAACUCUCAGUUUAGCCGUCCAGUUGAUUCACCUUUAGAUCAGGGAUAUUUUACGUCUUCGGACACCAUGAGUACACGGAGUUUGGACUCUGCCACAUCGACAGUGCCCUCUAGUGUUUCAAAUCAUAUGCAUCCGGUGAACUCGCAACAAAAAGUGACAAUGGGUGCAACUCCACAAAAGUCAGUACACUUUGCUGAAAAUAGUGCUAAUUGUGCAAGGCAAAAUGGUGGCUUGCCAUAUGAACCGUGUUAUAGAACUAAUGUACCGGAUUGUGAAUUAGAAGAAUAUAGAAACAGUAUUCAGAAAAUGCAUUCGAAAAUGAUGCCUCGAUUAAAUCACCAUGUCAAACCAGAGACUGCUCCAUACACAGUGCCUAAUAAUAAUGGCCAAACAAAUAUGAACCCUUUCGAAUACUCAAAUAGUUCUAAUAAUAUUCAACAGUUUGACUUCCAACAGAAGUCUUCCAGCAAUAACUUUGGUAUGGAUAAUAAUCAGAACCUAGUAAUGCCAGCGUAUAAUGAAAAUAUUUCAAGUCAGUCGAACAUGUCUAACAUGAAUUGUCAAAUGCCAAAUGGCCCAAUGGGCCCCAUGCAACAACCUCAGAUGGACACAUAUAGGGGCCAGACUGCUUGUCAGAUGCAGGACCCUUCAAAAGGGUCUAGUAUGUAUGACCCAGUUAAUAUGCAGAAUACUAUGGUGAAAAAUUCAAACUGUCAAUAUUCUGGUCCGUCUCAGGGUAAUAUGAACGAGAACUGUGGCAUGAUGGGAAUGAACCAAGGGGUUAUGGGUAAUGUUAGUCAAAAUAUGAAUUAUGCAAAUGGUCAGAACUUUCAGGGAAUGGGGCCGAAUUCUCAAAAUGGCUACCAAGGUCAAAGGUCAAUGCACAUGAAUAUGUCAUCUGCUGCAGGAAACAGUGGAAUGAUGGGAUACGAUCCGCAGUUUGAACAAAAUCGUGCAAUGCCCAGUAAUAUGAACAUGAACAAUAUGGAGAAUCAAAUGUUUCCGCACACUCAGGGAUCUAACAUGAAUGACAAUAUAGGUUGGAACGGGGGUAUGCCCCAGACUCCACAGCAACCCCAUCAGAUGGGGGCAGCCCCUCAGUCUGCACCAAUGGGUAUGCAAGGUCAGGGUAUGGGAAUGGGUCAAGGUCAGUGUGGACAGUUAUCUGGUGUUCCGUGUGCAAUACCAAACUGUAAUAAUUGCAAAAAUGCGUCAUCUCCAAAUCGACCGCCUAUGAUGGCAUCACAACAGAGAUUUAUUCAGCAUUUAAUCACAGACAGAUCUAACGCAUUCAGAUCUCAUCCUUUAUUCCCGCUACUCAGAGACCUUAUUAUAGCGGACAUGAAUUUUAGUACGCCAAAUUUCCCUUAUCAGCUUAUUUCGAAUUUGCCAGCGGACUUCGAUAAGUUGUUGCAAAAUUUCUUACAUCGGAACCCGCCGGCAGGAAACUACCAGACAAAUUUCGCAGUGGAAAGUGUUGUGAUGGAUGCUUUAAAAUAUGCACAUCAUUGCUUGAUAGAAAAAAUUCGUCAAAAGCAAGACCAGGACACGGACAAACACAGCAAAUCUACUUCAAAAUCUCUCAGCGCUAUCGAAGAAUUCUGUGAAAAAUUUGACCAAUCAGUGCGCAAAAGCUAUAUUAAGCCAGCUACGCUUCAUGUUGGAGGUGGGGUAGGACCAGGUAACCCUGGAAACAUGCCAAAUGGACCUCAGAUGGGCCCAAUGGGUCCUCCAGAAAUGGGAACCCCACAGAAAGAUCUCAAGUUCACAAUGGGCAUGGGCAGUAUGAUGAUGCCAGGAGCUAUGUUUAUGUCACCACAAGCCAAGAAGGGUCUGGAAUUUGGUGGGAUGAUGUCUCCAAAUUUCAAAUCGAUGAUAGAUUUCGAGUCAGGUAGCGAGUGUGGUAGUGUAGUCAGCAGCAGUAGCCAUCCGAACAAACCGGAAUCCAAGAAACAUCCAAGUCUACCUAAGGAGGCUGUAGCAAUAAUGCUGGACUGGUUGCGACAACACAAGGACAACCCCUACCCGAAUGACGAUGAGAAAGCCAUGUUGAUAAAACAGACUGGUCUUACCAUUAACCAGAUUAAUUACUGGUUUACAAAUGCAAGAAGAAGAAUCCUGCCAAAAUGGGCACAGCAGUGCAAAACUUGAGACACAGUCUGAACAAUGCAGACUGGUUCAUAACACAGUGUUAGGAGAUAAGAAAUUUCUACACGAAAUUACACAACACAGUUCAGAAAAAGUAAUGGACACCAUUUGAACUGAAGCUAAAAGCAUCUUGUCAACAAAUAGCCAUUCCUGGGCUUUUUGGUGCUAAUUUGGAGAAAACCCCUUUUAAAAAGGGUAACUACUGAGUAAUUCUUACAGACCUAUUAGUAUGUUUUUGCUUAGAAGAAAAAUGUGAUAGUUGUUUGCCUUUUUCCAGUAGCAGCAAAGGAAAAAUAACAAGAUCUCAUUUUGAUAUCCUCCUUGAAGAGUUAAAUAGAUUUCCACUUGCCUAUUGGUCAGUAUUCUUUGCCUAAUAAUUUAUUUAGGCAGUAUCAGGCCCUGUAUUUUUUGUGAAAUGUUAAGGGCCAGUUUAAAAAGGUUUUUAAAAUCACCAAUUUCUGGCCUAGUAUUGGUCAUAAGAUUUGAUAUUUCGCAAAAGUAAGGAAAUAUUUGACAGUAAACCCACACAUGACCUUGUGGCUUGAGGUCUCAGCCCAACAACUUACAUUUUUGCAUUAUACAUUCAAGGGAUGUUCUGUUUGUUGGAUAAAGUUGAUAUUAAUUGGAAUGUUGCAUUAUAAAUAAGAAUUUGAAAAGUUGUUUAAAGUUUAUGUUACUUGUUUGUCUGAUGUUAGAAGUACAAUAAAAAUGGGUAAUUUAAUUUUUUCAUGUUUUCACAUUUUGUGAAAACCAGUUUUCCUGUUGAGAAUCACAUCUUAGCUUGACUGUGAUAUGUACGGUGUGAAAUAAUUUAGACGAAAGACAUAUAAUGUAAUCUGGAGAACAAAAAAAAACAAACAUGCCUUCAACUUGUAUAUACAUAAUUAUAGUAGCUAAAUUUUGUACAGCACAAGUGUUUUAUACAACACUGGUUGUGUCAAAUUAUAAUGGAAUGAUUUUGACAACAUGGGAUGUGUUUUGUGACAGAUUUGUUGAGAUUUGUUGUCCUGUAAUGCAAGAUGAAAUUUUUUCUUGUGAGUAAAGGGAGAUAACAAUACGAGUUUGAACACCAAUACUUGCGGGAUUACUUCCCUUUAUGGUCAGAAUGAAAAACCACCAAUAAGCUCUCAGUAUUUGAUCUCGAUUGAAAUGUUACUAAGUAUUUUGCAGUUUUAUGACACUAAGAAGUCUGUCAAACAUACGUUUGAUUCUUGUAAAGUAAGUUAUUUUAAUGUGUACAUAUUUUUUAAAAGUUGACAGUUUGGUUCACAUGUUUCAUAAAUGACUUUAGAGUUGCUUUAGGGGAAAUAUUACAGAAAGAUAAUGAUUUCUUUGAAAGAACAAAGGAUUCUCAUUAAGCUGCUUUUACCAAUAUUCAUGUAUCUAAACUGUGAUCAACUUAACAUUUGGUGGCCAUUUGGCAGUUUCCGGCUUGGAACACUUGAUAUCUCUGAUGGGGAAAAGGUAUCAAAAACAAAUAUUUGAAUUCUAGUGUAUUUGUGUUUCUUUGGCAAAAAAAUCUGUAAUCUUUACAUAAACUAGAAAAGAAAACUUACAAAAGACUUUAUGAAACAUAUGAAGCAAUGAGUUGCAGAGUUAAACCAAUAGUGCUGUAUUUGAGCCAUGCCAUGAGAAAACCAACAUAGUGGGUUUGCGACCAGCAUGGAUUCGCUAUUAGCUUCGCUUAUAGCUUCUCUAAUUGCUAUAGGUUUUGAAAGUGAACAGCAUGGAUCCUGACCAGACUGCGCGAAUGCGCAGACUGGUCAUGUAUCCAUGCUGGUCGCAACCCACUAUGUUGGUUUUCCCAUGGCACGGCUCAUUUUAUUGUGAAAAAUCCUCUAAACCCUUACCUCUGUUUCCAUCAUUUCCAACAAUUCCUCUGAACAUAAAACUUUUUCGCACAUAAAAAUGGCGUCAUUUUUUCAUUGAUUCAUUUUGGGAACAGUAAUGGCAAAAUUUAACCUUUUUCAAAUGCAUGUUAAACAUUUAUAUCAUAAUGCAAUGGUCUAGUGCCUUUUUUUCUGUAACGAGAAAUUCAUCAGUUUUACAUAUAUAUCGAAAAUAUUCUGAUGCAAUAUUUCAUCAUGGCUGUGCCUGUAUUUCUAAAUACAUAUGGUUGUGUCAUAUUUGGUGCCUUUUUCUUGUUUUUGUUCACUUUUUACUGGUUGUAUAAAAGUUUCGGUUAGUGUUAAGGAACGAUUAUUUUUUUACAUCAGUAUUGACAGAAAUUUGUAAAUUUAAGCUUUAUGAAUCAUAAUAUAUGCAGUGAAAAAAACAUUUGUCACCACUAUUGAAUAAAAGGAAGGCGACUGACUUACAGAAAGUUGGAGUUUCUUCUAGUAGGUGCUGGCUUCUUUGUGAAAUAAUGCUUGAAAGGGUCUCUAAUGUUCUUUCUCCACCAUCAAAAUAGCUGGAAAGUUACCUUAUGACUUAAACAAAACAAACAAACGAAAUGAAAUCUGUUUAAGCUUAUGUGCCCUCUAUUUCUCACUGACCUGUAUAUAUUUGUGUGCCAUUUUUGCCUUUUUCACAGAAAGUGCUCUUGCAAUGAAUAAUUUCUCCAUUCUCUUGUUGUAAGUUUGUGCCAUGUAAAAAAUCAUUCUGUUACUAUACAGCAUAAGUGACCUAAAAAUGGAACUUUUUUAAUACUCAGUUUGACAGUGCCUAUUGUGAGAACUAUUUUAAUUGAGCAAAUACAGUUUGAAAGUCUAAAAAUUUAUCUGUACAGUGAAUGUAAAAGAAUGAGCUUUAUUCUAACUUUCACAAAAUUUACAUAGAUGAACAUUGAAACAAUAUUUUUGACAAAGUCUAUCCUGCGUUAAAAAAUCUGUUUUAUUAUUCAGUGAUUGUGGUACAAAUUCUGCUUAACAUAAAUGUGAGACAGUUGUUUGUUAGACCAUGUUAGCUGUACUUUUGCAGAAAAGAAAGGGAGAUAUAUAUAUUAUAGUUAUUAAAGAAGUUAUGAGAUAAGUUAUCUUAUGUUACAAAAGAAACAUAACAUGUUAUCCUCUGUAGUGAAGUGUUGUUUAAGUAAAUGAAAAGACUUUUAAAAGUAUUUAAGUGGUUAGAAAGUAUGUUUGUGAAAGACAAGGUUGUAUAUAAUUGUUAAACUAUUUGUUGUUAGACCAGACACAUGGCUAUAAGCCUUCUGUAUAUAGCCGUUUUAAUGUUUUAAUAUAUUUAACCUCUUUCAUUGAUUUUAAAAAUACAUGUAUCCGACUGCAGUUGAGUUUUUAUUUCUAAUGACUGAUCAUCUCUCGAGGCAAAAUUCAGAUUUAGUUUCAAAUUUUAUUUUUCACUCUGUCUGAUAAAAGGUAUAAUGUUUAUACAUUGAUUGUGAAAUGUUUGUUAGUUCAGUAAAAAAAUUUUUUUUUUUUCAAACAUAAGAAAACAUCUUUAAUUAUAUAAUGUUGAUGGAAUCAUUUGACUGUGUAAAGUAGUGUGGUCCAAUUUUGUUAAAAUUUUACAAGAUUUAGUAACACAAACAAGUAAAAACCAAACAGACAUUGAAUUAGCAACGACACAGUUAAAAGUCCUAUAUUACAAGUUACAUAGAUAGAGUGCUUGCUUACUUUGCUUACGAAGAAUCUACAUAUAUAUAAACCUCUAUCAUUUAGUGAAAUCAAUCAAAUUUUAUUGUAUAUCUGCGGUAAAGGUUGUUUUUACUAGUUUACCAGUAUCAAAAGGACAGUCUUAAAUAUCCAUUAUUUUAUAAUUCAAGACAAUUUUAUGUUUUUUAUCUUAUUUAAAUUGCAAUAUUAUUUUGUUGUAAAAUGAAUGGCCCUUUUAAAAAAUAUCUGGCAUUAGCUUAUGGCAAGAGCAAUUCUAUUUUUAGAAGAUGAACGUAAUACUAUGUCAUUGAUGAAAAUUAUUCAAAUUUUUUAUAAGAGCCGAAAACUCAACACUUCUUUUCAGUGUUGUAAAUAUUUAUUAUUUUAAUUUUUACUGUCAUACAUUCUAUAAGAUUAAUCCUAAUUUUUGCAAGUGUUAGCACACUAUGUAUUUUAUUUUGAAGAAAAGGUAAAUGGAUUUUUCUUAAUUGCAAGCAGAACUAAGCUUUCUUUAAAAAAGUUAGUUUAUCACAGUCAUUGUUCACUUUUCUGCAGCCGUAAAUCGUUGCAUGCCUUGUCCACAUUGCUGCUUUAAUCGUCCUUUCUAAAUACUCUACUUUCUAAACGUUAAUAGGUUUUAUCGAGAUGAUACAUUCUGUAUAUCUUGGACAACGUUCUGUUUUAUACUUUAUUUGUAGUUCAUAGCAGUUUAAAGAACUGCAUGCAGAUUAUUAACAUAUAUUAAGACAAUUUAUGAAACAAAGUUUGAAUGACUGAAAAGUUUAACAUAAAAUAAUGGCAUAUGUGAUGUGUUUUUACCAUGAUUGCAUGCAUAAACAUCUAUACUGACUUGCUUGUAUUUUAUGUCCAUACUUUUUAUCUAUACAAAGAAAAAUUUGCAGAAAUGUACAAAAAAUAAGAUUUUUUCUUUGCUACACCAAGGGUCAAGGUUUUUGAACUAAAUGUGGAGACCAGUCUCAAAAUUUUAGCAUUUGAUUGGUUGGUUUUGACCUUUAUCUUGAAAUUGACCAAUAACAAAGCUGGAUUUCUCAGACUGGUCUGCAGACUCAAGUUUUUAUAACCUUGGACUGAAUUGAUUCUACAAACUUCCUUCUGUCCACAUUCUUCUGUUGUACAAUAGUUUUCUAAUGUAUAUUUACUGAAAAUGCCUUGGCAUGCUUUGUAUUAAGUUUAUUUAGAUACAUUUUUACUUUGAUAUGAUAUGUUUUAAAAGAAAAAGUAAAAAAUAAACAUUAUAGUUUUAUGUAUGAAA